This is a messenger RNA of Daktulosphaira vitifoliae (grape phylloxera), 897 nucleotides long. Its product is annotated as E3 ubiquitin-protein ligase MYCBP2-like. The record is from RefSeq and is a predicted model, not a curated record. The annotation marks the transcript as partial. Gene Ontology annotation, cellular component: nucleus. The transcript is spliced from 6 exons. NCBI's taxonomy places the organism in Eukaryota, Metazoa, Arthropoda, Insecta, Hemiptera, Phylloxeridae.
UUCAACACAUGUUCCUUAAGUUUGAAUGGAACUACUCAGUCUCGCGGUCAAAUUCCUUACAUCUUAUAUUAUAGUAAUAACCACGAUAAGAAUUGCGAUUAUGAAAAGAAAAUUUGUAAUAAACUAAAAAUUCGAAAGAAUACUUUAGGUAUACUGACUACUAUCGUAAAAAAGUUAUUAGAGCUAUUGAAUAUCGGAAGUGUAAAAAUAAAAAAAGAUCAUCUUGUAUAUAAAUACUUAGGAGAAUCAGCGAUGGUAAAUAUUCUUUUACCUCUAGUGUUAGCACACAUUGGACCAUUAACUUCAUUUUCAAAAGAUGCCAAGAGCGCUAUCCACGUUUUAGAUCUAAUUAGAGAGUUGUUACCAGCUGUGACAUCUCUAAAUUUAUUUGCCGCUGACAAGUUAGACGUCUUGCAUAAAGAUUUGUACGAUAAAUUAGANGACAAUCCAAAACAAAUAAUAAAGUCAAAACAACAGACAAGCGAAAUCAAGGAUCUUAAAGGCAUGACUACUUCUCAUCAUUAUGCUUGGGUAGAAAGCAAUCAUCCUUACAAAGCCGCCACCGUAUCGAAUUACAAAGUAAAAUUUCCAAAUGAGGUCAAGUGGUUAUGUUUGGAGUUUGAUCCACGUAGUUGUACGGCUCAGAUAGAAGACUAUUUACAACUUUACAUUCCCAACUAUAGAGACAUUAAUACAGAUGACGACAACAAAAGAGUGGGAACUACACCGUACAUACCGGUGUUAAAAAAAUUCAGUAAUGAUCCCUUAGAAUGGCCUUUCGCUGCUAUUAUGUUGCCUGGAAACGAGGUAAUGUUUUCUAUGGAAACGGCUUCAGACUACAUGAAAAAUGAUAAGGCUUCUCGAUACGGAUUUCGAUGUCUAGUGAUUGGAUACGAA